Molecule: messenger RNA, 2773 nt
Organism: Vespula pensylvanica (western yellowjacket)
Lineage: Eukaryota; Metazoa; Arthropoda; Insecta; Hymenoptera; Vespidae
Product: zinc finger protein 845-like
Exons: 8
Coding region: 320-2584 (754 amino acids)
Biological process (GO): regulation of transcription by RNA polymerase II
Molecular function (GO): DNA-binding transcription factor activity; RNA polymerase II cis-regulatory region sequence-specific DNA binding
Source: RefSeq, a predicted model, not a curated record
AGAAUAAUUCUAGCGGGGGUAGACUGGUGCGUAUCGACCGAGCAAAAACAUUUUCAUAUUGUCAAUUAAUAUAUUUUUGGAACUAUCGGAGGUAUAGUAAAUUCAUUAGUAUAUCAUUUAAAUUAUUAUAAGAUCGUGUUUGUUUUUUUGUUCGAGGAUCAUCAGGUUUCAUCUUUGUACGGUGAACCACGAAUUAGUUGCAGUGUAUAAAAUUCAAGUGCGUAUUCUCUUGUCCGCUUUAUAUUAUUCUCUCUUGAGAAUUGAAUUUUCAAUAUGAGGGAUAGAAAUCAUUACAAAUGUUCAAUCCUGAGAAAAUUUGAUGACCGUAUUUUCUACAUGGGGCGUAAAGACCUUAUCCUUCCUAUUUGUACAAAAGAAAAUGGAGAUAUCGCCUGGAUUGUUGGAAGUUAUGGAUAUUGUAGAUGAUAAAGAUGUAAUCGAAUUAAUCAAACAUGCUGUUGCAGAAGAGAUUAUAUUUAAGCCUGAUUCCACUGAUAAUUCAGAGACAGAGAUAGAAGAAAUUAUAGAAAUAAUUGAAGAAAUAGAUGAAUCAGAAGACUUAUUACCAGAUUAUUCUAAAACUGGAGAAUUAGUUAAGGAAAUUAAAAUGUCUGAUAAUAUAGAUUUUGAAGAGAAUUUACAGAAUGAACAAUGUGAUAGAAGUUCUGAAAUAGAGGAGGCAUAUAUUUCGGAUGAAGAAAAUGUAAUGUUUAAAAUGGAAAAUGAUAAAGUUUCUAAAUCUUUGUAUAAUGAACAACAAAAGUCUAAUAAUAAAGUUAUAACAUAUGAUGUGGACGAAGAUUGGCAAGAUGAAGAUAUUGAACAUCUUGAAGAAAUAGAUGAAGUAAUUAAUCAUGAAUCUGACUCUCAGCAUCAUCAUACAGAAUCAUCACAAAAUUAUAACUUUUUACAUGAAAAUGAAAGAUCUGGAGGAAAUCAAGGAAAAAAUUUUUCUUUACAAAGUCAUAAAACAGAUAUUAGGAAUAUUAUAGAAUCCGCUACAAAGGUGGAUAAAUCUCAAUUGAAUAAAGAUUAUGGCAAUGAUACGCAUAAUAUCAAAAACAUUGAUAACAAUUUCACCCAUGAAGUUAUAAAAAAUACUGAAAAUAAUUUAAUAUAUACUGUACUCGGUUCAAGAAAACCUACUCCUAUUACAAAACAGUUAGAAGAAAAAAAGUAUACUGAUGCACAUUACAUAAAGAUGGAACAGUUAAGUGAAAAUACAAUUCCAGUUGAAGGAACGAUUUAUUAUGAAGGUGAUAAUAUGGAAACGUUAUAUGUUGCGCAAGCAGUCGAUGAACAUGAACAAUAUCAAUAUGAAGCAGUUCCAAUGGAGCAGAAUGAACAAACAUGGGAUACGUCAAAUGAUGAUAGAAAUUCUGACAAUGAUGUUAAUCAAUAUCAGGAAGAAGAAAAUUCUCAGGAUCAAAUCUUUUUACAUGAGGAUGAAGAUGGUCAGCUAUAUUUUAAAGAUGAUCAUGGAGAAUUGCAACCAGUUUAUUUAACAGAAGAUGGAAAUUAUGCUAUUGCUGAUAAUAGUGAUGAUCAAGAUAGUAAGGAAUCACACAAUCAAUUGCAACAAAAUAAUAGAAUUUCUGAAGAAGCAUCUAUGAGUUUAACAGAAUCUAAAGCUAUUACUCCAAAAAAUAAACAGAAUACUGUUCCUUCAUCUUCUACACUUCAAGAUCUUGAUAAUGAAGAUAAUACAGUAACAAUUUCUUUAAUAAUUUCGGAAGAUGAACAUGGACAAAAGAGAACUCAAGUUAUAAUACCUACAACAGACAACAUGAAAUGUGAUAUUUGCAAUAAAAGUUUUAAAACAUCGUUUCAACUUUUAAGACACAAUAGAUUAAAGCAUGCAAGGGAAGAAGAUAUUACAACAAGAAACUUUCCUUGUGAUUUAUGUCCUAAAAGAUAUCCAGAUCAAAAUUCUUUGGCACGUCAUAGAAAAACUCAUACUGGUGAUCGACCAUUUCAAUGUCUUGAAUGUCAUAAAAAUUUCCCUACUUCUACUGCAUUACGUCGGCAUUUAACUCUUCACAAUUCACAAUCCCGGCCACUUCCUUGCAUUUAUUGUGGUCGUCGUUUCGUAGAGAAAGCUAGUUUAAUGAAACAUGAACAAUCGCAUCUACCCGAUGAUCAAAGAACACAUACAUGUGAUGUGUGUCAGAAAACAUUUUUACAUGCGACAGAUUUAAGUUUACACAAAAAAUAUCAUGAUCCUGAUAAAAAGUUUGACUGUGAAGUAUGUGGUAGAGAAUUUAAUAGACUGAAUAAUUUACAAAGGCAUAUGAUGGUACAUCAACAGCAAGGGGCAAAUGAAGAAAUCUUGUCUUGUGAUGUAUGUGGAAUCACAUAUAAGUUUAUGAGCUCCUUGACGAGACAUAUGGUAACAACACAUAUGAACCCUGAAAAAUUAAGACAACAAGCAGAAGAGCAACGGAGAAAACGUGAAAAUAAUUAUCGACGUUAUUUGGAAAAUAGAAAAAUGUAUGAAACACAACAUUCGGGAGGAUACGGUUCGAAACGUAAUUAUCAUCAUAAUGCACGUAUACUUAGCGGAAAUAAUGACGAAGUGGCUUGACUUAAAUUUUUAAUAGUACAUUGAACGUAUGAAUGAAUGCAAUUUAAAAUUUAUUACUAUUAUUAAAAUAAUUAUGUUUAUUACGCACGGAUAGAGUUAUGAAUAAAUUCAUACAUUCUCUGUUCAUUUUGCAUUCUAAUCCAUCUCUCAGGCAAUGUAUUAGUAAUAUGAUCCUUAUUGGAAGAUGUA